Malus domestica (apple) is the source of this 2123-nucleotide messenger RNA. RefSeq names its product transcription termination factor MTERF5, chloroplastic. Gene Ontology annotation, molecular function: double-stranded DNA binding. Gene Ontology annotation, biological process: regulation of DNA-templated transcription. NCBI's taxonomy places the organism in Eukaryota, Viridiplantae, Streptophyta, Magnoliopsida, Rosales, Rosaceae. The record is from RefSeq and is a predicted model, not a curated record.
CACACUACUCUCACAUCAUAUCCAAACAACAAGAGAGGCCGAGAAAUCCCCUCGCCCCUCUCUGCUUCUUCUCUUGAGCUCAAAUCCUCUAAAUUCAAUAAUUUUGGUGAUUUUUUUGUUGGAUUUAAGCUGAAAAAUGGAAACUUUCUGCGCUAUCCGCUUCGCCCACUUCACAGCUCCACUGAAAGUAUCGUUCAUCAGCACCAGGACCAGACUUGCUUUCCCUCAGAAACUCUUUUUCUGUCAAGCGAGGUUUGCUGACUCGGGUGUAGAUGGCUCGUUUAGCUUAAAAUUGGUAUCUCCAGCUCUAUUGGCAGCUGAAAAAGAAGAAGCUAGGGCUGUCCUAACCUUGUUCCUAAAGAAACAAGGGCUUAGCCCUACAGUUGCUGCGAGAACCAUCAACAAGUCAGAGCAUUUCGUUGACCACCUGGUCGAUAGACUUCAUUCUGUGCAUAAAUCCCGGUAUCUAGUAGGACGAGAGCUAACAACUCUUGAGAUUAGGGAGGCCCUAAUCCCUUACCUUGAAGCCCUUCUUGAGGAGCAUGAAAUGUUUUUGGUAGAUGUGGUGGAAAGCUUUCCAAAUGAACCUGUAAAAGAAAAGCCCAUUGUACCAGUUACUAAAUCUCAACCGUCUGUGGAUUUGAACUUGAAGAAGCUAAAGGCCAUUUCUCGAGUAAGUGAGAUAGGCACAGCUGGGACGCUCCCACCUCACAUUGUCUACCUUUUAGAGCUUGGCAUGGAUCUUGAUCAAAUCAAGGGAAUUGCACGCAGAUUUCCAUCUUUUGCGUAUUACAGUUUGGAGGGGAAAAUAAAACCGAUUGUUGAGUUUCUUCUCGAACUUGGGGUCCCAAAAUCUGAUAUCCCAUCAAUCCUUAACAAGAGGCCACAGUUGUGUGGAAUCAGUCUAUCCGAGAAUAUUAUACCUACCAUGAGUUUCUUGGAAGGCCUGGGUGUAGACAAGAAACAAUGGGCAAAAGUGAUUUACCGCUUUCCAGCGCUUCUCACUUACAGUAGGCAGAAGGUGAAGACAACUAUAGAUUUCCUAUAUGAAAUGGGACUUUCAGCUGAGAUGAUAGGUAAGGUUUUGACGCGCUGUCCGAAUAUUAUAAGUUACAGUGUAGAGGACAAGUUACGGCCAACGGCUCAGUACAUUGUCUCAUUGGGGGUGGAUGUUGGUGUUCUGCUCCAUCGAUCUCCCACGGUUUUUGGUCUUAGUAUUGAGGCCAACUUGAAGCCUGUAACACAAUUUUUCGUUGAGAGGGGAUACAGUAUGGAUGAAAUUGGGAUCAUGCUUUCAAGAUACGGAGCUCUGUAUACUUUCAGCUUGGCAGAGAAUCUGGUACCGAAAUGGGAGUUCUUUUUGACCAUGGAUUAUUCGAAAUCAGAGCUGGUUAAAUUUCCUCAGUAUUUCGGUUACAGUUUGGAAGACAGGAUCAAACCAAGAUAUGCACUUAUGAAGGAUUGUGGAGUGAUGCUGCUGCUGAACCAGUUGUUAUCGCUGUCCGGUAGUAACUUUGAUAAGGCUCUUGCAAAGAAGAUAAAGAAAUUUCAUGCCGGGAAAGAUCCAAAUACAAGCAGCGAUGAAUCGGAGGUUGAAGAAUGAAACUCCUGAGCAUGAUAUGGUAACAACACAGGGUGCACACGCGCAAUAUGAACGCAGAUGCAGUUCAGUUGCCACAUCGAAGCUACAAAUGGAUGCUUUCACCGAGCAAUACAAUCAGUGCAUUGUUUCUAAAGCCGGAUAAUCUAUGUGAUUCUUCUCAGCUGCGUCUGCAGACCGGAGUUAUUCCGGUGUUGUCAACUUUCCGUUAAACUUGAGAGCAGAUCAUGCGUUGCUGAUUGACAUCCUCCAAAUGAACCAUCUGCCGCUGUAAAACGUUUCCCUUGCUUGCAUAUUUUAUGUACAUUGUACCCAGCAAUAUCUGUAGGAAGGCUGGUUCUGCAUUGAUGUCAAUACAUUUUGUAGUAACAGACUAACAGUUGCGUCGACACAGUUUCAACGGUCGUUCUUUAGAUUCUCGUUUCAUAGCGGGAUUAUUAACAUCUAAAUACCAUUGUGUGUUAUCGUUAACCAAGUACUUACAUGAUACAUAUCUUAAUGUUUUCACGAUGUUUCGUGUUUA